This is a messenger RNA of Plasmodium gonderi, 708 nucleotides long. Its product is annotated as heat shock protein, class I. The transcript has a single exon. The record is from RefSeq and is a predicted model, not a curated record. The coding region runs from base 1 to 708 and encodes 235 amino acids. NCBI's taxonomy places the organism in Eukaryota, Apicomplexa, Aconoidasida, Haemosporida, Plasmodiidae.
AUGAAUAUGGAAAAACCAAAAGUUAUAAUUGAAUCGACAGGAGUUCCCAUUAUGCAGAAAACCAAUAUUCCCAUAUUAUUAUCCACACCUGUUGUGAAAAAUAUGUAUAGCACUUAUUCAUACAGUAACAGCAACCCUAUCUCCAGUUCAUAUAGCACAUCAUCUAAUCACAAUGAGUAUAAAUAUAAUUGGACAAAAUGUAUGACAAAAACACCGCCACAUGGCAAUGAAAAUGAAGAAUACAUAAAAACGUUUGAUGGACGAUUAAGUGGAUUAUAUUACGAAACGAUUCCCUUAAAAAGUAAUACAAAUAAUAUUUUUGAAAUAACUCCACCAAAAGAAGACUUAAAUAAAAUAAAUUAUAAUCCUAAGAUGGAAAUUUAUUCUACUUGUAAUUUUGCAAUUAUAAUGAUGGAUUUGCCAGGCAUUUCUAAAGAAAAUUUAAACGUUGAAUUUGAAAACGGUUUAUUAAAAAUGUUUGGACAUAAAUAUAAAGCACAAAUGGAAGAAUUAGAAAAAGAACACGAAUAUCACACGAAAAUAAUUGAAAGAGUUAGCGAAUAUUACUUCUGCAAAAUGUUCCAAAUGCCACCAGCCUUUUCUCAAGGACAAAAUAUAUCAUGUAAGCUAAAAGACGGGGAACUCAUACUUAAAAUUUUGGCAACUGAAUUGAAGACGCAGAAAACGAUUGUUGAGAUACAGUCUUAG